AUGGCCGCCUUGAACAGAUUUGUGAGCCAGUCGGCAGACAAGCAGAUGCCCUUCUUCACAACCUUGAGGCAAAACAAGAAAUUCAAAUGGGGGCCGGCAGAGCAAGAGGCUUUUGAAUCUCUAAAAAGUCACCUGAAGAACCUACCAACAAUAGCAAGGGCAAAGGAGGGCGGAAAAUUACAGUUGUACAUAUCGGCGUCACCAAAAACAGUCGUAGCAGUACUGGUAGCCGAAACAGAAAGCAAAGUGCAGCAACCAGUAUAUUUUUUGAGCCAUGUGCUAAACGGCCCAGAAACAAGAUACACGUUGGUGGAGAAAAUGGCAUAUGCAGUCCUUAUCGCGGCUAGAAAGUUAAGACCAUACUUUGAUGCGCAUACAAUCGAAGUCCUGACAAACUUCCCUCUCGAAAAAGCCAUUAGCAAGCUAGAUACAUCAGGCAGGCUGCUAAAGUGGGCAAUAGAGUUGUCCGAAUUUGACUUGGAAUUCCGGCCAAGAACUGCAAUCAAAGCUCAGGCAUUGGCGGACUUCAUAGUUGAAGCGUCAUACCAGGAGGAUGAAAUACAAGCUGAAGUAUGGGAAGUGUCAAUGGAUGGUUCAGCCGCGCAGACAGGCAGUGGGGCUGGAAUAAUCAUGAAAUCGCCAGGCGGAGAUAUUUUUGAGUAUGCUGUAAAAUUUACGUUCGCCGCGUCAAAUAGUGAGGCAGAGUACGAGGCAGCAAUCGCCGGCAUCCAAAUGUGCCUCGCAGUAGAUGCCAAAAGAGUAACACUGACAACAGACUCCCAGCUAGUAGCGAGUCAGUUCAGCGGAGAAUACGAAGCCAAAGAACCUUCGAUGAUAAAAUACUUGGAAAAGUUGAGGUCAGUGUCGGCCCAGCUAGAGAAACUCAUUAUUAAUCUGGUACCCCGGGCAGAAAAUACGCUGGCAGAUGCGCUAUCAAAGUUAGCAAGUUCGAAUAUCGCCGACUUAAAAAGAACAGUCAUGAUGGAAGUCAUGAAUAGGAGGAGUACGGAGUCGGAAGAGUUACGGGUCAUGGCCAUCACAACUGCUUCAGAGUGGUACGAUAAUAUCCAAACAUACAUACAGACCGGAGCCCUACCAGCAGAUUUGGCAGAAGCCAAAAAGACAAAAAGGGACGCGGUUUGGUACAUCAUCCUGUGGGGACGAAUGUACAGAAAGUCAUUUAGCCUGCCAUUUUUAAGAUGCCUGACAGCAUUCGAGUCAGCAAGGCUGAUCGAAGAGAUGCACGAGGGGACGUGUGGGAACCAUGCCGGUGGAAAACCCCUUGCCAUCAUUUGCCAAAGGCAAGGCUAUUACUAG
Spinacia oleracea (spinach) is the source of this 1317-nucleotide messenger RNA. RefSeq lists its product as uncharacterized. Gene Ontology annotation, molecular function: nucleic acid binding; RNA-DNA hybrid ribonuclease activity. The record is from RefSeq and is a predicted model, not a curated record. The coding region runs from base 1 to 1317 and encodes 438 amino acids. NCBI's taxonomy places the organism in Eukaryota, Viridiplantae, Streptophyta, Magnoliopsida, Caryophyllales, Amaranthaceae. The transcript has a single exon.